This is a messenger RNA of Chanos chanos (milkfish), 3360 nucleotides long. It is a transcript of the gene adamts17, whose product is annotated as ADAM metallopeptidase with thrombospondin type 1 motif, 17. Gene Ontology annotation, biological process: proteolysis; extracellular matrix organization. The transcript has 24 exons. Gene Ontology annotation, molecular function: metalloendopeptidase activity. The coding region runs from base 1 to 3360 and encodes 1119 amino acids. Gene Ontology annotation, cellular component: extracellular matrix. The record is from RefSeq and is a predicted model, not a curated record. Lineage: Eukaryota; Metazoa; Chordata; Actinopteri; Gonorynchiformes; Chanidae.
AUGCCAGAGAAUCAGAGUGUGAAGCUGGAGGCUCACGCUGAAUAUGAGACAGAUUUGGUGGUCCCAUCUGAAUUGCGGCAGGAGCAAGUCCACCUGCUGCAGGAGACUCACGGGUGGGGUGGCCACAGAAACCCACGCUCCCUCCCUGAGGAGGACCACCUGUUUCUGUCGUUGCCUGCUUUUGGAAAGGAUCUUUACUUGAAACUCCAGAGGAAUGCCUCCUUCCUCUCUGAAGGCUUUGUGAUCGAGGAGAAGGGUGACCGAGGGACGAUACAGAGCUCACCGUCUACGAAAAUCAACAGCUGCUUCUAUACUGGAUCUGUCCUCAAUUACACCAAUUCCUUUGCCUCACUUGAUACUUGUGGCGGUCUGACUGGCUUGGUGCAAACCGGAGAUGAGAGCUUGUUCAUUGAGCCAGUGGGCGUGGCUGAGGACUCCUUCUCUGGGUGGAAGCACAAAGUUGUCCGAUACAAGCGUUCCAUCAAAGAGUCCCCACCAGUGGCAAACAGCCACCCAAAGUAUUGCAAGAUAAUUCAAGGUAAGAAGAAGGAGCAGAGGUCAAAGAUGACAGAGGAGUUUCGUGGGCGGAGGAAUGCUAUCAGGCUGACUGGAGAAUACACAGUGGAGACAGUGGUGGUGGCUGAUUCUGACAUGGUGCAGUACCACGGAGCAGAAGCUGCACAGCGCUUUCUACUCACAGUCAUGAACAUGGUGUAUAACAUGUUUCUUCACCAGAGUCUGGGCAUUAGAAUUAACAUCCGUGUCACAAAGCUUGUUCUGCUGCGCACCCGCCCUGAGAAACUGAAGGUGGGCCACCAUGGAGAGAGGUUUCUGGAAAGCUUUUGUCAUUGGCAACAUGAGGAGUAUGGUGGCGCUCGUUACCUAGGCAACAAUCAUGUUCCAGGAGGGAGAGAUGACCCACCUCCUUUGGACGUUGCCGUACUGGUCACCAGGACUGACUUUUGCGUCCACAAAGAUGAGCCAUGUGACACGGUUGGCAUUGCCUAUCUUGGAGGAGCUUGCAGUGCCAAGAGGAAGUGUGUGCUGGCAGAGGACAACGGCCUGAACCUGGCCUUCACUAUUGCUCAUGAGCUUGGACACAACAUGGGCAUGAGCCAUGAUGAUGACCAUGCAGCUUGCCAGGGUCACUCCCACAUCAUGUCAGGGGAGUGGGUCAAAGGUCGUAACCCUAGCGACCUCUCCUGGUCGACCUGUAGCCGUGAUGACCUGGAGAACUUCCUCAGAUCGAAAGCGAGUGCUUGUCUUCAGCACACAGACCCUCGCAGUCACUACAUGGUGCGCCUGCCACCCAAACUCCCAGGAAUGCACUACAGCGCAGACGAACAGUGCCAGAUUCUGUUCGGGACCAACGCCACCUUCUGCACUGAUAUGGAGCACCUGAUGUGCGCUGGCCUUUGGUGUCUAGUGGAGGGGGACGCCUCCUGUAAAACCAAACUGGAUCCCCCCCUGGAUGGAACAGAGUGCGGUGCUGAUAAGUGGUGCAGGGCAGGUGAGUGUGUCAGUAAGACGCCCAUCCCUCAGCACGUGGAUGGAGACUGGAGUCCGUGGAGCCAGUGGAGCAUGUGCAGUCGUACCUGUGGCACUGGAGCCCGCUUCAGACAAAGGAAGUGUGACAACCCCCCGCCUGGUCCCGGAGGGAAGUACUGCCAGAAGGCCAGUGUGGAGCAUAAAGCCUGCGAGGGUCCGCCCUGCUCUAAGGGCCUGCCAACAUUUAGAGACCAGCAGUGCCAAUCACAUGACCGGCAUGCUAGCAAAAAGAAGACCAACAUGUGGACAGCUGUCAUCAAUGAUGAGAAGCCGUGCGCUCUGUUCUGCACGCCGGUCGGCCGCGACGCCCCUGUGCUGGUGGCCGACCGUGUACUGGAUGGGACGCCGUGUGGACCGUACGAGAGCGACCUUUGCGUGAAUGGCAAGUGUCAGAAAAUUGGCUGUGACGGCAUCAUUGGUUCCUCUGCCAAAGAAGAUCGCUGUGGGGUCUGUAAUGGAGAUGGCAAAUCCUGCAAAAUCGUCAAGGGAGACUUCAAUCACACCAGAGGCAUGGUCACCCGUAGCCAUUGUAAGAAGGUUUCUACGUGUGUGAUGUCAAAACCAAGAGCUGUUCCCAAGUGUUUCUCAUGUUACAUUGAAGCAGCUGUGAUUCCAGUGGGAGCUCGACGAAUCAAAGUAGUGGAAGACAAGCCAUCCCACAGCUUUCUGGCUUUGAAGGACUCCAGCAAGAGAUCCAUAAACAGCGACUGGAAAAUUGAGCUGCCGGGGGAGUUCGAGCUUGCAGGCACUACGGUCCGCUAUGUGAGGAGAGGAUUGUGGGAGAAGAUGUCUGCCAAGGGGCCCACUAAAUCUCCACUCCACCUCAUGGUUCUUCUGUUCCAUGACCAAACAUAUGGGAUCCACUACGAAUACACGGUGUCUCUGAACCAGUCUCAAGAAAACAGCAGUGAGGUGCAGAGAGAACCAGAGUAUCUGUAUCUCUGGACACAUAGCAGCUGGGAGAACUGUAGUGUCCAGUGUGGCGGAGGGGAGAGGAAGACAGUAGUUUCCUGCAUGAGGAUGAUCAAUAAAACUAUGACCUUGGUGAAUGACAGCUUCUGCCAACCAGAAAACCGGCCUGCGCCUCAAGUCCGUCACUGUAACACCCACCCCUGCCAGUACAGGUGGGUUGCGGGUGACUGGGGGGCUUGCUCAGUUACUUGUGGUAAGGGACUGCAGAUGAGGGAGGUAGUUUGUGUGUACCAGCUCCAGAACGGCUCCUUUAUCAACACCAGAGACCUGUACUGCAUAAGUGCCAAACCUCCCAGCAUCCAGCAAUGCGAAGGUCGGGACUGCCUGACCAUAUGGGAAGCCUCAGAGUGGUCCAAGUGCUCAUCAGACUGUGGGCGUGGCACACGGAGACGCACUGUCACCUGCACUAACCCUCAGGGGCGCUGUGACCCUGUGUCCCGCCCGACAGAGGAGGAAGCAUGCGAGGAUCACUCAAAAUGUUUUGAGUGGAAAACUGGGGAUUGGUCAAAGUGCUCUUCAUCCUGUGGGAGGGGUCUUCAGUCCAGAGUUGUCCAAUGCAUGCACAGAGUGACGGGUCGCCAUGGCAACAACUGCCCCGGGGUUUUAAAACCUCCGGCCUACAGGCAAUGCCACCAGGAAGCGUGCAAUGAGAAAGUGAAUGUCAACACCAUCACUUCACCCAGGCUUGCGGCAUUGACAUACAAAUGCACAGGGGACCAGUGGACGGUGUACUGCAGAGUGAUCCGAGAGAAGAACCUGUGCCAGGACAUGCGCUGGUACCAACGCUGUUGCCAAACCUGUAGAGACUUUUAUGCCAACAAAAUGCCACACAAUAGUUAA